Molecule: messenger RNA, 726 nt
Organism: Lodderomyces orthopsilosis Co 90-125
Lineage: Eukaryota; Fungi; Ascomycota; Pichiomycetes; Serinales; Debaryomycetaceae
Gene: TRP1
Product: phosphoribosylanthranilate isomerase
Exons: 1
Coding region: 1-726 (241 amino acids)
Biological process (GO): L-tryptophan biosynthetic process
Molecular function (GO): phosphoribosylanthranilate isomerase activity
Source: RefSeq, a predicted model, not a curated record
AUGAAGCUAGUCAAGAUCUGCGGAGUGAAAACUCUCGAAUCAGCAGAAACAGCAAUCCUUAACGGGGCCGACUUGAUUGGAUGUAUUCUCGUCCCCCAAAAAUCACGCACAAUCGACUUUUCCACAGCUAAACAAAUUGCCCAAUUUGUGAAAAGAGGCAGACCACAAUCGGUAGCUCAAAUGAUGUCCCACUUAAGCCAAAAAUGCGACAGUUUUGCAUCACCUGUAGAUUAUUUCGAGUACGUUUCGAAAUUGGUGCUUGAUAAUGGACCGUUCUUAGUUGGUGUGUUUCAGAACCAAUCGCGAGAUGAAGUUUUGAAAAUUGCUAACGAAAUUGGGCUAGAUUUUAUUCAGUUACAUGGUUCAGAACAGAAACUCGACUACACUAAUGAUGAAUUCGGAUUGGUUCCACGUUAUGUCGUGCCUCAAGAUACAGAACAAUUGAAACAUGAUAGCGAGGAAUUAAUGAAACGAGGAGUUUUGAGUUUACCCUUACUUGAUUCAGCUCAAGGCGGUGAGGGGAAAGUGAUUGAUUGGGAAUACAUUAGUGGGAAUUUAAAUUUCACAAGGGCGAUUUUAGCUGGUGGAUUGACACCGGAGAAUAUUCGUGAUACAAAAGAUGUGAAGAAUAUUUUAGGGUUCGAUGUAAGUGGUGGGGUAGAAACUGAUGGUGAAAAAGAUUUGACUAAAAUCAUUCGAUUUAUUGCUGGUGGAAAGAGUCUAUAG